AUGUUUCUCCGGAGAGCUGUGAUUGCUUUUGGUGGCUCUGCUUUUGCAGUUUUUGCCUCUGUGGCUGUGGGAAAGAGUGGUGAUGAUUCUGGUUUUCUAUGUCCACCUAUAAUCCCUGGGCGCUGGGAUUGGAACUGGGAUUGCCGUGAACCAAUGUCUCUAAUAAACUUGAAACCUCUGGAAGGAUGUACAGAGAAGGAGUGUAAGCUGCAGGAAUGGAGGGGGUGGGGCAUUCUAGGCACCAGAACAGCUGUAGUGGUUAUGGUACUUGCUAGUUCCUUUAACAAGCUACAUGCUGUCUUUCUUUCUACAGGGCGUGAACAGGCCAGCCUAACAGGACAGCAUCUGGCACUUCUUGCAAGUGAAGGGAAUAAAUUUAGCUGCAUUAUUUAUUCGUCAUUGACCAGAUCCACAGAAACUGCUGAUAUAAUCAGUAAGAAUUUACCAGAUAUUAAAAUGUGCAGCUCCAGUCUGCUUCACGAAGGACCUCCAAUCCGACCAGUUCCUGCGGAAUCCAAGUGGAUACCAGAUCUUUCUUAUUUUAAAGAUGGCCCACGCAUUGAGGCUGCAUUCAGGAAGUACAUCCUCCGUGCAGAUCCAGAACAAACAAAAGACAGUUAUGAAAUAAUAGUCUGCCAUGAUAAUGUGAUCCGCUACUUUGUAUGCAGGGCACUACAACUCCCACCGGAAGCUUGGCUCCGACUGCCUCUCUAUCAUGGUAGUAUUACAAAGCUGGUGAUAAAACCUGAUGAUGAUGUGUCACUGAAGAUGCUUGGUGAUGCUGGCUUUAUGCCCCCGGGGAAACUCACGGGAGCUUAGCUCUGAGCUGGAUGUCCUCCUAGAGACACACAAGUUACCAUGACUCCCUUACCUUUCUGUUUAAUAGACACUCUCCAGUUGAAGCAGUCUUUCAAUGCAUAUAUUGCACACAGCAUGGGUGGACCAAAUGAUAGUAUAAUUUUUUCUCAUCCCUGCACUAAGAUGAAGGUUCUAGUUUCUGAAUAUGCAGCACCAUGUUCUGAGUUACAAUGCCUUGUGUUCACCAAAUAGCUUUACAACUCAAGCUUGGCACCUCCUAUUGCUCACCUGUACGACAUUGCAGACCCUGUAGCUAUAGCUUGUCUGCCUAGUCCAAAUGGCUUCUUGCGAAACAAAGUACAGUUGAAAGAAGUUACCUGGCUUGGUUAGUGUAAAUACUGUAUCUUAAAUAUAAGGGGCAGUUAUAAUAAAACAAUGUA
Molecule: messenger RNA, 1238 nt
Organism: Pelobates fuscus (common spadefoot toad)
Lineage: Eukaryota; Metazoa; Chordata; Amphibia; Anura; Pelobatidae
Product: serine/threonine-protein phosphatase PGAM5, mitochondrial-like
Exons: 5
Coding region: 1-819 (272 amino acids)
Biological process (GO): positive regulation of mitochondrial fission; peptidyl-threonine dephosphorylation
Cellular component (GO): mitochondrion
Molecular function (GO): protein serine/threonine phosphatase activity
Source: RefSeq, a predicted model, not a curated record